Messenger RNA from Gongylonema pulchrum, 657 nucleotides. The record is from the annotation of a GenBank genome assembly. Lineage: Eukaryota; Metazoa; Nematoda; Chromadorea; Rhabditida; Gongylonematidae.
AUGGCAGCAAACGGUAAAGUAUGUAAUGGACAGGGUGAGUGUAUCUGUGGGCGUUGUCGAUGCUUCAGCGACGGUCCGGGGAAUCGUUAUUCUGGUCCAAAAUGUGAAAUUUGUCCGACCUGCCCAUCGAAGUGUGUUGAGCACAAACCCUGUGUAAUGUGUCAGCAGUGGCAGACUGGCCCGUAUAAUGAAACACAGUGCGCCGAUUGUCCAUUUACUGUCAUUCCCGUUAAGGAAUUGCCAGUAUUUUUCACAUUCGCUUCUUCAAUUUUUUUAUUUUUAGUUUUGAAUGAGACAACCGAAUGUCAGUUUGUGGAUCCGUCGGAUGAUUGCACGUUCUAUUUUCUCUACUACGAAGACCAAAGGACUGAUAAUCUUACAGUUUGGGUGAAAGAAGAAAAAGACUGCCCGCCACCAGUGCCUGUUCUCGCAAUUGUUCUGGGAGUAAUAGCUGGCAUUGUCAUACUCGGCUUGAUAUUGCUUUUGGUAUGGAAACUACUUACUGUUUUGCACGACCGAGCCGAGUUCGCCAAGUUUGACAAUGAAAGGCUAAUGGCAAAAUGGGAUACUGUAAGUUUUAUUUCCUCACUGUCAUGCGAGUUUUUAUCACAAGCCGCUUGUUCGCAUGCUUUUUUUUGCUACGCAUUUGCACUGUAG